CGUGGAGGUGGUGCCGCGCACCUUCCUGCAGGCGGGCCGCUGCCUGUCGGUGCGGCCGCACGGGCCGGGCGCCGAGCACCCCGAGCGGGACGCGCGCCAGGGCUACUCCAUCCUGCUGGGCCACGGCCGCAACGCCCCGCUCGGCGACCCCACCACCGGCUGGAACGUCUACGUGCACGAGGCGGACCAGCCCUUCAUCGAGGAGGGCGGGCACUCGUCGGGGCAGCACGAGCCCAUCUUCGUGGAGGUGGGCGAGGAGCUGCACAUCCGCGUGUCGGUGCAGGAGUACGUGCUGGCCGACCGGCCCCAGCAGCGCUGCAACGCCACCGCCGGCUACAGCUACGUCGAGUGCCGGGCGCUGUGCUUCUGGGAGCGGCUGGCGGGGGAGGCGGGCUGCUCGGCGCCCUGGCUGCCCCUCGACCCGCGCGCCCACCCGCACUGCGCCUCCGCCCAGGGCCACCGCGCGCUGCUCGUCGGCUACCUCAAGUG
Gryllus bimaculatus (two-spotted cricket) is the source of this 489-nucleotide messenger RNA. NCBI's taxonomy places the organism in Eukaryota, Metazoa, Arthropoda, Insecta, Orthoptera, Gryllidae. The record is from the annotation of a GenBank genome assembly.